This is a messenger RNA of Chondrus crispus (carragheen), 730 nucleotides long. Its product is annotated as ArfX2. The coding region runs from base 29 to 607 and encodes 192 amino acids. NCBI's taxonomy places the organism in Eukaryota, Rhodophyta, Florideophyceae, Gigartinales, Gigartinaceae. Gene Ontology annotation, molecular function: GTP binding; GTPase activity. Gene Ontology annotation, cellular component: cytoplasm. The transcript is spliced from 3 exons. The record is from RefSeq and is a predicted model, not a curated record. Gene Ontology annotation, biological process: vesicle-mediated transport; intracellular protein transport.
CAACUCUUCACCAAAAAAACUAGUCAUCAUGGGAGCAUGUAUGUCCGCAUCCCACUUCCGCCACGCCGGUUCCCGAGGUGUUCUCGUCCUCGGCCUCGACGGUGCAGGCGCCACCACUAUUCUCUACCAGCUGGUACUUGGAAAGCGCCUUGAAACUAUUCCCACUCUCGGUCUCAAUCAGGAGAGCGUCACUGUCGAUGGACUUGAACUCGAAUGUUGGGAUAUUGGUGGUUUAGACCAAGUCCGCACGCUGUGGCGCCAGUAUUCUCGCGAUGCCGAUGCUGUUAUCUUUGUCGUCGAUUCCUCAGAUGUCGAGCGUUUAAAACUCGCUUCUACAGAGCUUGCAAGUUUAUACAAAGGACACUCCAAGCGCAACUCUAUCCAACAUGACCGCCCGCUCCUCAUCUUUGCUAACAAGCAGGACACUCCUACUGCUGUCUCUACCCAGCAAGUGGAAAAAGUACUCAAGGUCAAUUACAUUCACGUUGACACUUUCCGGAUCUUCCCCUGUUCUGCUAACAACCGCGAGAGCUUGAUGAAAGGUAUAAAUUGGCUCGUUACUGAACUCAAGGGAAGAAGCCCCGUUAGGCCACACGGAGACGCCUAGAAGUUUUGCGACUCGUUGUUCACCAUUUCUGUCAACUUGUGCGUCUAGGUGUGUUGCUGCGAAGGGGUGUUAGGAUGUAUUUUUCUUAUAAGAUAAACUCCGCCUGGUACACAUUACUUCACU